AAAGGAGAAAGGAACCUUCACGGUGAGAACAGGACAUCUGCUGAGGGGAACAAUGUCCGCUCCGGCUGAAGGAGCGGGGGAUCCCAAGAGGAGGGUACGUUUCGGGCGACGUCCAGAAAGAAACGACGGAGCGUUCGGGAGAAGGGAGCGUCGCACUGAGAAGGGAGGCACUGCAGAGUCGGCGGAGGAGGGCGUUCCGGGGUCUCGGGGACGGAGGCGUCUUUGCAAGGCCCAGUUCCUGGCCUGGGGAAGGGCCGUCUGGAACCGCUGCGAAGAGACGCACGGUUCAAUUUGGCUGCAACUGGUUCCAGAUAUUCCAGCUGUCCAGACCCACUUUACAAAUGUGCAUAAGGACAGUGUAUUAAACAAAGCAGAACUUAGAAUGGAAAAGUCUUUAGGGUAGUGAUUGUGAUAAAGAAGAGCAGUAGCUAGGUCUUUUAAACCUUUUUUUAAAAAAUGAAAAUAGACCAGACGAAAAUGAAUACCUCUGUUGGGGCCCAGGAUGUACCAUCCCAAAAAUGUGACUGUAAAAGACCAGAAUGUGCCACUCUAAAACAUACUUCUGGGGCAUAUUUUGAGGCGAGAGACUGCAGACAGAGUAGUUCUGAAAAUCUGUCCGUUUGUAAAAGAAAUAUACAUCUAUAGGGAAAAUCUGUUUAGUAAAAUGUCUAUUAGGGAGAGGGCUGCUCUGAGAUAACUUUUAUUACCUGAGAGACUGUCUGCGUAACAAGACAACCUUUAUUCAUCAUUUAUUUUCUCCCCUCACUUUCCCACAACUUAUGUGGCCACAACCCCCACCACCACCAACCCAAAGCCCCAAACCUCUAAGCCCCUAACCCCUAUUCCUUCUGUAGCUGAGGAUGUUAUAUAAGCGUCAGUCAUCUGACCCGUGUGAGAUUCCCCUGCAUAUGUAGUUAAAUAUGGCCUUUUCCUGUUAAUCUUUUUUGUCAACUUAAUUUGUAGCCCAGCCAAAGGACCUGGGAUGGUGAAGGGAAACCGUUUUUCCCUCCCCUACACCUCAGUACCCACUGCCAGCUGAAGCAAUAGAACAUUACUAAAGCCACCUGUACACCUUUCUCCUUUUGAAUUACCUUCCCUCAGAAGAGGUCUUUAAUCCAUCAUGAGCCCUCCUCUAUAUGUAUCAUUAUACAGCUUACCACAACCUCUGAGGGUCCCAGCAAGAAUCCUAACAUCUAGCAGCUCUACCACGAGGACACAACCCCUAAAACUAAUCCUAACAAGCACAUCUAAAGGUUAAGGCUACAUUUCCAGAUAGUCCAACAGCCAAGUCAUCAGUUUCCAAGGCAUUGGCAUCACCUAUGGAAAACAUUGGAUCCUUGCACACCAGACGUUCUUGACAGCUCAUCCCGUCAUUCGCCCUGCAUAAAAGUUGCUUCACCAGCAGGCAGCCAAGGCAGCUACUGAGCAUAUUUUCAUUGCCAAGUAAAGACAAUAUCACUGCCAACAAAACAGAGUACACAAAGUGUCUCUUCACAGUAUCACUGCCAAUUGAGACUGUGCUAAGAAAAUCAGCUUGCCUAGAUGAGGACCCCUUCUCUUCUUGGGUAGUCAUGAUUUGAAGGAGAUACUCUGUGACCUGUGCCACUGGUAAGUGACUAACACUUUUACACAUUGAACUGGUCCUGAGAACUGAGAUGUCUUCCUUGUAAGUGAAGAAUAUACAACAUAAUCUUGAAGAACUGCAUGGUGGUGUGGGCCAAAGGCAAUACUUUGUGUGUGUCAUGAACUGAGAGACCAAUCUUGAUAAAAGGAUUUUUCAUCUCAUUUCUAUUAGUCAGUGUUCUGCUGGCUUAGAUUGUUACCUUUUUCUGGUUCCUUAUUCUGUUUUACUCUAAUGGGUCCCAGAAAUCCCUCUCCUGAUCCCUUAUCAGAAUCAGAAAGUGAAGAAGAAGAAAACAGCUACUUAAAUGAGAGUUCUGGGGAAGAGUGGGAUUCCUCAGAAGAAGAGGACCCCGUGGUAUCCAACUUAACGCCUCUUGAGAGUCUUGCCUGGCAGGUUAAGUGCCUUUUAAAAUAUUCUGCAAGUUGGAAACCUUUAAAUCCUAAUUCCUGGUUGUAUCAUGCUAAACUCUUGGAUCCAAGCACACCAGUUCAUAUACUUCGAGAGAUAGGCCUGAGACUCUCCCAUUGUUCCUAUUGUAUCCCCAAACUGGAACCAAUUCCUGAAUGGCCCCCUCUGGCCUCUUGUGGAGUCCCACCUUUUCAAAAGCCUCUUACAAGUCCCAGCCGGCUCUCUAGAGAUGCCACCCUAAAUGGACCACUUCAGUUUGCCACUAAACAGUUAAGCAGAACAUUGAGUAGUGCCACUCCCAUACAUGAAUACUUAAGACAGAUCCCUAAUUUAUGCGUUUCUCAUUGUUGCUGUGGCUGGCUAACUAAAACAGUUAAGGACACAACUCGCACUGAACCCAUCAACACUACUUACUCUUACACUGACUUCCAAAAGGCAGUUAACAAACUCCUAACUGUAUCACUAUAAAGAUCCACCAUUUGCUCUUAUAUCUCAGAUGUUGCUAAUUGAGAAAGGGGUACAAAGUUAAGCAUUACACAGACCACGGUGGAGAAACUAAUGCCUUCUCAACCGAACGAUUGUGCCCUGGCAAGCCUAAGUACUACUAAGUACUGAACAUACACCCAAGGGUCCUAUAACCCAACUAUAAAAAAUGCAUUGUGAGCAUACCCUUUGACAGACCCUGUGGAUAAAUGAGAACUUCAAUGGAGAAUUAGUCCCAAGAGACCAUAUUACAAAAGAAAUUGAAUGUUCUCCACACUCAGUUCACCCCCCCAUCACCCUCCACAUGCCAAUUUACUCUGCCUAUCUGAAUGGACUUUAACUAGGUAUCUGAUGAUUAUUGGGAAGAAAAAAGUAGACCACCACCCCUUUUGUUACCCAACCUUUAGAAUAGUCAAGUGGAAAACAAGAAGUUGGCUACCUCCAAUAAUAUGUUUCUGAGCAUACUCUGACAUUUCUUUCUAAGGAGACGAAUUAUAUUGAAUAACUGCACAAAGGAAAAUGGCAGGAAUGUGGGUUUUUUUCUCAGCUUUUAUAUAGGUAUGCCUACAUAUGACAACCUUCAGGGGGUUCCUAUUUUUUUGUAGGGCAGUGCAGUUUGAAACCUAGCCUACACUACUGCUAACCUAUUAUGGCACCUGUAAUUAUAGGAUGAACAUUGUAUAUUAUGGGCUUCCAUUAGGUUGUCUCUGGCUAAAUUGGCUUAUAAGAUUAUCCCUUGGGAUUAGACAGACACCUGUUCUGUAAGGAAUAUGUUUCCUGAAUGUUGGCACUCAGACUAUUGUCAAGAGCAAAUAAAAUACAUUCCCAAAAGAUAAAUGGUAAAGGACUGAGAGAGCAUUUAUGCUUCCAAUAUUAACUGCUAAUGGAUUUCAUCUGUAUAACAUUUCCUGGAGCAGAAGUUUAUGUACUUUCCACAUCCAUUGCAGACUUUUCAGGAACCUAAUUUUAAAGAACCUUCUUGUAGAAGAAGAUCUCUGCCUAAUGCAAUCUGAAAUUAAGAGUUUUAGUACCAUUGUUUUUCUAAGUAGAUUGGCUUUAGAUUUUCUUCUGGCUGAACAAGGAAGGGUAUGCGCCCUUUUAAAUGAGCCUGGCUGUGUUUACUUAAAUGAGACAAAACAAAUCAACAUACAUAAAAUAAAAUGCAUGAGACCAUUAAAUCUUUUCAUAUACCCUUAAAUAAAGUGAAAUUUGUGUGUGGUCCUGGUUGACUGGGCAUCUAAAGGGAACCAGAAAACAGAUUGUUAAAAGUGUAUCAUAUAUCCUCUUUCUUUUUUGGUUAUCCUUUUUCCUAUUCUCUAUAAUUAAGUGCUGUAUACAAAGUGGCAUCAAAUAAUUAAAGCAGUGAUGGAAUCACAAAUUCUGUAAAUAUAUAGCAACUUAAAAGAGAGAAGAGAAUGUUUAUAAUCUAAUGAUUAUUUCUGCUGAGCCUUAUAGUUAUCCUAUCUUAAGGAAAAAAGAGGGAAUAGUAGUAGGUAGGAAAAAAGUAUGUUAGUGAAAAUUACUGACCUGAAACCAUAUCUCAUACUGUUAGUGUCACUGAAUGUAUCAGAAAGUGUUCCUAUGUAGAUGUUCUGUGGAAUUAGUUUUUAAAAUGUUACAAGUACCUGUUUCCUUUUUUUUUUAAGGGGGGUUGGGAAGAGAUAGGGAAUAGGUCUGAAAAUUAAAAUAUGUUGAUGUUUGUGUAUCCAUAAUAUGUUCCUUUCUGUGUGUGUGUGUGUGUGUGUGUGUGUGUGUGUGCGCGCGCGUGCGCGCGUGCAUGUGCGUAUAAGUAAGUAUAAAAGUGCCUUGCUCAUGAAUGCUUUUUUGCUAUUUACUCCAAAAGGAAGCCUUUCCCCAGCUUGGCAGCUGAAUAAACCAACAGCUUUGUACAUGC
Messenger RNA from Lemur catta (Ring-tailed lemur), 4409 nucleotides. It is a transcript of the gene DCAF16, whose product is annotated as DDB1 and CUL4 associated factor 16. Lineage: Eukaryota; Metazoa; Chordata; Mammalia; Primates; Lemuridae. The record is from RefSeq and is a predicted model, not a curated record. Gene Ontology annotation, cellular component: Cul4-RING E3 ubiquitin ligase complex.